CCCCAACCGGCCGACCCUCGUCGCCGGUCCAUGUGACUGUUGUCGAUGUGUAACUAUGAAAUGCGGGUAAAUUAAUGCUACAGGUGUAGCACUUGGCUGUUUUAGCGUCUGGCCCGCUUCCCGUCUUGUCAGAUCGAGUUGUUACCGGCUGUCGUGUAGCAUGGCUGCCUGACAUCAGUAAUCAGCUGUGGCACUCUGCUUACAGCAAGAAUGAUCUGUGCCUCAGACAAACGGAAUCAUUCAUAAAGGGGAAAAGCUUGCAACGCCAUGGAAAGUCUACCACAACAUUUGCGCUUCAAGGAGCUGUGGGGUGGAAAGGAUGUUGAUAUUGAACCUGGACAGUGUUCCAAUCUCUUUGAUUCACCAUUUCCAUUUGGCAUUCCACCAGUCAUACCUGAUGUUGAGGAUCAGGCUAAUGAAAUUUUGGAUGAUAUUUGGGAAGGCUGUACCACACGUUGCCCACAUGGUUCUCAAAGGUGCUUUUUGUCCCCUCCAAACAUAAACUCUUUGUUUUCGUGUGAUGUUUCAAUGGCCCCAUCAGAGCUCAAGGUCCUAAGAAAUCUUACUACAGGAACACUUGAAGGAUAUGAAGAGGUGUUUACAGAAGAAGCUGCGCUGGAAGAUAAUGAACAAGUGAUAGAUCUUACCAAAGACUUGCUGACAGUUCCACCUGGAUUUGAAGAAGGCAUGACUUUUGGCAGUGAGCAACCCUCAAGUGAAGACAAGUUCUCUGUGCGCCAUGUACUCAAUUUGGCCGAUGUGCUGUCCUCUGGAGAGCCACAAGUCACGGAAGAGUCCAGCUUAGAAGUCAAGCAAAUAAGUGAUAGCCUGCUAAGCCAGACCCUGGAUGAUGCUGGACUGUUGGAGAACCUUCCAUUGGAGCCUGUGGCCAACGUUCUGAACAUCAGCAAUGUUACGAAUGACCGCAAUGUUUGUCUUGAGUGGGCUGAACAAGUGGACAUUUCCAAGCCCAUGUUGGAUUUCCAUGAAAAAGUGGCCGACCCUGCCUUCAGUUGGCCGUUUGAACUGGACACCUUUCAGAAGAAGGCCAUUGCACACUUAGAAAACAGGGAUUCUGUGUUUGUGGCUGCUCACACUUCUGCAGGCAAGACUGUAGUUGCAGAAUAUGCCAUUGCACUCUCUCGGCGUCACAUGACAAGGACAAUUUACACAUCACCUAUCAAGGCUUUGUCCAAUGAAAAGUACCGUGACUUCAAGGAAACCUUUACAGACAUUGGGCUUAUCACAGGCGAUGUACAGAUCAACAAGGAGGCAUCCUGUCUCAUCAUGACAACAGAAAUUCUCAGGUCUAUGCUUUACAACCAGUCAAAUGUGGUGGCUGAUCUGGAAUGGGUCAUAUUUGAUGAAUGCCACUACAUUAAUGAUCCUGAUCGUGGUGUUGUGUGGGAGGAAGUCCUCAUCAUGCUGCCAAGCCAUGUUGGACUUGUCCUGCUUAGUGCCACUGUACCAAACGCAUUGAGCCUUGCCAAUUGGAUCGGGCGUAUUAAGGAGCGCAAGCUGUACGUCAUUUGUACCACGAAACGUCCCGUGCCUCUGGAACAUCACCUGUAUUUCAAUCAGGAAACGUUUCUUAUUCUGGAUGCUACUAACAAGUUCCAGACUGCCAGCUACAUGAAGGCCUGUGCAAGACGGAAAGAAACCAUGAAGGCGACUCGAACAUAUGAUGACAAGACCCGGUACCAGGGUCUAAUUCAGCACCUUCGCAAGGCAGAUCGGCUACCAGCAAUUUGCUUCACUCUGUCACGUCGUCGCUGUGAUGAAAAUGCCCAGUUAUUGCAAGCACUUGACUUGACUACCGCCGAGGAGAAGGGGGCUGUACGGCGCUUCCUGCAGAACAACGUGGUGUCCCGAUUGAGCCGUGCUGACCAACGGCUACCACAGCUACGCUCAUUGCGAGGCCUCCUGGAGGCUGGUUUUGGAGUUCACCAUAGCGGUGUGCUGCCCAUUCUCAAGGAGGCCGUUGAGAUGCUCUUCCAGCGUGGCCUUGUGAAGGUGCUGUUUGCUACGGAGACAUUUGCUAUGGGUGUCAACAUGCCUGCUAGGACAGUUGUUUUUGACAGCAUCCGAAAGCACGAUGGCAUUAGCAACCGGGACCUGCUGCCUGCUGAAUACAUCCAAAUGGCUGGAAGGGCUGGUCGGCGUGGCAAGGAUGAGACAGGCACAGUAUUGUUAUUGUGCAAAGGAGAUGUCCCAGAGUCAUCACAGUUGCAAGCGAUGAUGCUUGGUCGACCAACAGAGUUGCAGUCACGGUUCCGUGUUACAUACUCCAUGAUCCUCAAUCUCAAGGCCCAGGCCAACAAGCGUGUCGAGGACAUGAUGAGGGACUCUUUUCGAGAGAACUCCAGCCAGAGUCAAAGCCCAAGCUUAGCUGAACGUUGUGCAUCCUUGGAGAAUGAGUUGAACUCACUGGCUCCUGUUGAGUGCACGUCGUGUCAAGAGCUGCCAUUUGAGCUUCUGGAAGAAGAAGCUGCUGCACGAGUUGCUGCCUGGGAGCAUGUGCUGACACAACCUCAAGCUGCUCGUUGCCUGUCACCGGGGCGCUUGCUACUCGUGUGCUGCCCGGAGGGACGCAACCUUCUUGGGACUCUGGCCUCCCUGGCGCCUCGGGAAAAGAGGCUCACACUAUGGACAUUGGCAGAUUCACAGCCCCAGUCAAGUGGCAAGACGUCACUUCCUUGGCCACUGUCCAAGAAGAUUGCUAUCCCGGAUGCAGCUCUCAGUGUACAGGAGAUGACAGUCCCGUUCAGCAGCAUCCUCUGCAUUUAUGCCAAAAGCGUCAAGGUUGACCCCAAACGCAUGAUGCAGCCUCAGUGCAGAAGCGUUUUAGGCCAGGAGCUGCUUGAACUGGUGGAGGCGCACCCUGGAGGUCUGCCAAUCAUCAAUGUAGUCAAAGAGCUUCGCCUUUCAGCUAUGGAAACUGUGGAACUGGUGAAACAUAGCCAGCAGCUUGAAGAGAAGCUGCUUCAGAGCCAGUGCCUUAGUUGCCCACUCUUUGAGAGCCAUUUCGAGCAGGAACGUCGGCGACGGCGACUAUCGGAGGAGGUGCGAAAGCUGCAGCACCAGCUAUCAGAGGAAAGCCUUGCUUCCAUGCCUGACUACCGAAGCCAUGUUCUGGCUCUGGAGAAGCUAGGCUAUGUGGAGCCAAGUGGUACACUCACACUCAAGGGCCGUGUGGCGCGUGCUCUCUCCAGCCAUGAAGUAAUGCUCACAGAGCUGCUGCUGCAGGAAUCACUGCUCACCCUCGGCGCACCUGAGGUGGCUGGCCUGUUCUCUUGCUUUGUCUAUGAGCAGCGCUCCAAUGCCGAGGUCGUCAUCCCACUCUCUAUGAAGGCAGCGGUGGAAAAAUUUGUGGAGGUUGCUCACAAGAUUGGUCGUGUACAGCGGGAGAGUGGCUUUGAUGAACCUGCGGAACAAUUUGUAGAGCAGUUCAGCUUUGGUCUCUGCAAUGUGGUUUACCACUGGGCUAGAGGCAUGCACUUUGCACACAUCAUGGAGCUGACAGAAGUUCAAGAAGGUAUUAUUGUGAGGUGCAUUCAACGCCUGGAUGAGCUUCUCAAGGAUGUCAAGACUGCUGCAGGUAUUGUUGGCAAUCCUGAACUUCGCACCAAGAUGGAGGAAGCAUCACGCUUGAUUCGGCGGGACAUUGUUUUUGCAGCCAGCCUCUACUUGCAGUGAGGUGGUCAUUGGUGCACAUGACAGCAAAGUGCUUGGUGUUACGGCCAUCAGUGCAGCAGAGGACAUGUGGCUGAUCAGCAUGAGGCAUCUGACCGAAGACCUACCAAUAUUUGCACUUCAGUAUCUGCAAUCAGUAAGCACAGAAGGGGGAGGAUUAAUUUGCAUUGUUGUGCAAUGUACAGUGUGCCUUUUGCCAAUUAUUCGACUCCUGCAUGAGUGAACCGUGCACAGCAGUGGCCUUUUUGGUUUUUUUUUUUUGCAUGUUUGUCUAUUUGGAUAUGCUCACGGCGCAUUUGCUGUACCAACCUGGACCAGAGUUUAGUUCUGCUAAGCCACACGGUGUUGCUGUUUAGGCUUAUGCUUAGGCUUAGUCGAUAAUUGGCUCUGAGGGCCAAUUAUUGGCUUCUGUGUAAGUGGACUGUGUACUGCCCGUGGCUUUUUUUUAAUUUUAAACUUAAUUUUCUUCAGCUGUGUCUAUUUGGGCAUGCACAUGGCACAUUUUCUGUACCAAGCUGGAUCACAGUUUAGCUCUACUAGCUGCAUGGUAUUGCUGCUUAGACUGGUAGAUUUUAAUGCUUUUCUUGGAAUAAUUUUAUUUGGAGUAUACUUGGAGAUGCUGAGUGUCAGUUAUUUACUUUAAGUUAUUUGCUUUUGUACAAGUGUGGCUUGUUGCUCAGAUCCAGGGGGUACUGGCUGUUUUUCUCCACUGCCCUUAAUUUUGUACAUCCCUACACUCUGUUGUCUUUAUACAAAAAACUGUGAUACCGCAAAAAGUAGCGCUUGAUUGGCUUAGCUAAGCAAGCUGUUCGGGCCUGGUUAAUGCCUCUUUUUUGUUUUUUAAUUUUAUGCCAAGAAUCUUGCCAUUAAUCAUUGAAGUGGCUCUAAGCCAGGUACAGUGAUUGGAAAGUGGAGGAUGUGCUCUGUAAAAUUUGGCAAAUAAGCUUGACAUGUGCCAAAAGCAGGCUGUGCUGUUCCUCAAGUUUCUUGCCGUUCCAUGUUUAGUGGUGUGCACCAAUAUUUUUCAUCCGUAUUCUUUAGUGGACUGGUGAUGAGAAGUGAUUGUAUAAUCCAACGGUGCCAUUGUAGCAUAUAUGGGCCUAAGUCGCUUUCUAAGCAUUUCAUAAGAAAAUUUUCACUUUGUGUAAGCUUUACAGGCACAUGCAGCAUUUCACUUGAUGCUCUUGCUAUCUAUAUAUUGUGGCAAUGCUCAAGGGAUUUCCUUGUUUGUUGAGUAAUUCACCUUGACAAAAAGGUACUGCUCAAGCAACACUUAUUUAUUGCUGCAUGUCUCUUAUGUGUACCUAGUAUUUAUAAUCAGUGUAAGCCAUGUUGUGCGUUUUGUUGACUGGCAAAUAAUUUUUAGCCUUUAGCAACCAUGCUUUUUGAGAGAAGCUUGGUGCAAGGGCAGCAUAAUUUGUUUACUAUUUGUUAAGGUCUUAUUAAGGCGGCAUAUCAAGAAGUGAUACUUUUAGCCAGAAUAUUCCUACGUGCAUUUUGUUUAGGCUGAAAUGAAAAACUGCUUGCGCUGAUGUCACUUGUUAGACUUUGAGUAAAUUCCAUCAUUCUGGUUUGGUGCAUGAUCAAAAUAUUUUGCUUGGAACUCUUGAUGCCUUUCAUUCAGUGGUGCUUCCAAUAGAACUAUACAGUAGAGCUGGUUAAAUGUGUGUAGCACUUGAUACCAGUGUGUAAAAUGUAAAAAGUAGAAGCAAGAAGGAAAGAAGAGAAAAUAAAUGGACUUUGCUUGCAUCCCUCCAGCUCUUUGAGCUCCUGUACUCGGCACACCACAUACUGCUUGCUUAUUGGUUGCUUAGUGUUAUUUUGAAUCACUGUCAGGGUGGAAUGAAUGUCAUUUGCCUGUAAGCCUAGACUAGGACUAUCUCUCCUUACAUGCACUUCAUAAGUUGUUAGCAGCAGCUGUUUUGUGCCCAAGCUACAGUUUCGAUGUAUGGCUAAUGUCAGGUAUACACAUUGUAUUCUGUGUAUACAAUGGACAACACAUUGGACAACACAACAAUUUGGACAACACAACGGAAUGCCGUGACACCAGAAGCAUUGUCAUUAUGAAAUGCACACAUUAAUUUAAUUGUUGCCAUUAAUUUGUCUAAUUUAUUCUAAUUGUCGUUAUCAUAUACUUAAUAUGAGAGAUUAUAUUGAGGAAAAGUAAUAAGUAAACAGGAAUAGGUGAACCUCAUCCAAAUGUUUUGGAAAGAAAUGUGAGAAAAGAAGUACUAACCGGGAAGUCGUGCAACCCGAAGUCACUAAAAAUUUAGCUGACUUAACUGUGGUUGACAUCUAGAUAAUGCGAAGCGUUAGUGAAUCAUUGCAGCACAAGACUCCAACAAGCACUGAGCUGGUGGGGCUUGAGCAACCCAAGAUGCACUUUGUCAUUUUCCUAUUGCAUAGUUUUCUAAGAUGGCAAUGGGAAACCAAAAUGAAAUUGAGCUGGUUGGCGACGCCAACAUAUAAUGCUGUCAGAGCAAAACAUGAUGCUCACAUUGCGCCGGCUACAGCAGGGUACGGCGGUGCGUUUGGGGUGUCACCUUUUAAAAGCAUGCAGUACACUUCCAAUGGCACUAUGCCACAUGCACUGUCAAACAGACAGAUCAAGAUGCUUAUUGCAAGAGAGUUUACGGCAAUAGCUGUGAAUGCGAUGUGCAACAACCAGUGAAAAGAUUUGCUGGUAUUGGAAGAGCAAACUGAGUGUGUGGCAGGUUUUUAAUGUGGUGCGGGCCGGUGAGUACUGCGGGGAAGCUGCUGUGGCGGGUGUCUACUGCUCUCAAUCGUGCAUGCCUCAUUCCUUUUCUUGUUCACAUGGGCUGUAGUGGCCGGAAAACUGUACGGAAUGUACAGAAUGUUGGUGCUGAAAGAUUGUGUUUUCUGGGAACGUACUAACUGGGAAAAAAAUGAAGCACAACUGUAUGGGGUAAUUUUUUGUGUUCUUGAUCGCAGACAUUGGCAUCGGGAAAUCAUACGAAAGGGAUAAUAUGAACGAGAUUCUGCUGUAAUUAGAGGGAGUUUGCAAGAAAGCGGCACGUACAGUAAGUUUGUCAUGAAAAAACAGGUGAUGGUGUUUGUGAGGAAUGUUGCCUUGUAUGAUGAAGUGCAUAGACAAAAAAAUAAGAAAUUUAAAUUUAAUGAUGCCUAUGUGGUGCACACAAAAAAAGAUGAAGAUGACAGAAAGAGCAUGAACGGCCGCACAAGGCAAGCAUGUGAGGAGAAGCAUAUGAUUGGCAAAGGUAUUGGCUGGUGUAGUGAGUCGGACUAACACACUCUUAGCUUAGCUUGUGUGGUAGCUCAAGCUCUUGUUGUAAUUUUCUCACCUUUUUUUUUUCUGUGCACGCACAUGUGCUGCUCAAUUGUGAUGUCUUUGUUAUCCAUGCACUUGUUCACAUCAUAGAUGGUAUUUUUUGGGCUUUUGUUUUAUUACCAGCCCACCUUCCAUUCCCUCCUCUUUUCAUUUCUUGAACUCUUGAGUUAAAGAUUAAAGAAGCAUUGAAACACUUUUUGAACAUCGUAAGAAAAUGUUCCUGACCAUUCUACAGUGCUGCUGUAGACAUGCGAGGCAAAUAUUAUUCUGCCACGUGCAACCGGGAGUGUACAAUCUCACAUUUAGGUCACUUGCUCUCUCGCAUGUCUUUUGAGGCUCGCCACUCUUUUUCUUCCUUAUGCCACGUCAGCAAUGACACUACAGCCAAUGUGACGGCCUGCAGGCACCAGCCAUUGGGCAAGUGUCCAAAACCAGUAAUUACUUGCAGAAAAAGUUUGUGCCCCCUUACAGAGCUUUUUAAAAAGAAAAAGGGAAAGCAGUGAUAGUUAACAUGUCCUGCCUAUCCAGUCACCACUCCUUUGUUGCUCUCAGGCACCUUUGUCAGACACCAGCCUUAAAGGUUACCAUAAGUGCACUGUAAGAAAGAGAAAAAGAAAAAUGAUGUAGGCAAGCCAUCACUAUUGGUGCUGCCACAGCUAGGAGGAACCGAUAAGUUGAGGGAGAAUGAUAAGUCAACAUUGCACUCUUUAUACUUAUUUUCAAAUUAGACGCUUUUCAAAAUUGUCUCUAUGAAUGUAUAUUCAUCUACAUAUCACACUUAUUCCAACAUAUUUCUCAGGUUGCUAGAAAAGUUUUCCAGUGUUUCUUAAGGAGGACUGGCACAUAUUUUCGAAGUUUCAGAAACUCUCCCACACGCUUUUCACACUACAUUAAAUCAAUACUAAAGUUAAACUCGAAACGCCUAACCUGGCAUCAUCGACAUUAUUGUGACAUUAUGACACAGUGCUAAAUAUUCUGACUUCGUACAGCAGUGAGGCUAGGUAUGAUAAUGUUUCUAAUAAAAAAAAGGCCAACAAGAAUGCUGCAAGCAUUUAUUCUAGCUGUGCUCAUGCGUAGCAGAUGCGUCAAUAACAGGAAUGGAGUGAGCCAGCAUAUAAAGACAUCAUGCAUACAUCAUGCUUAUAAAGACACUUCCUGUGUACUGAAACUGAAAAUUGUUUAUAGAAAAGUAUUCUAUAGUAAACUAUUUGGGGUGGUCUGACACUUGCUGCUAUUUCUGUCUUGGGUUUAUAUGAUUUGGACAUUCAUUUGCCAUACAAACACAUACACAAAUAAAUAAAUAAAUAAAUAAAUAAAUAAAUAAAUAAAUAAAUAAAUAAAUAAAUAAAAGUAGAGGUAAAAAAGUCAGACAUUUACAGAGCAUGUUGUGUAGAUAUUGUGUGGACCUGUGGAAAUGUAUAUUUUUUUUUUUGCAUAGUUAUAAAUAUUAAAGUAAACUUCCUUGGAGCAUUCUCUGUGGGUCUGUGUAAAUGCAUACAUUUAAAAAAAUGUGUUCAUCAGUUUGCAAGUGAGUUGUGUUGUGUGUAGGUCCCUCACAACGUGAGUGCUCAUAGUGCCUAUUAGAUGGUGCUUUUUCUGAUCACCAGUCUGCCUCCUAUGAAUUUAACAUAAUUGGACAUCUUAAAUUGCAGUCCCUAUGGAAAACAAGAAGUACUGUGUUUUUGGCUGUAGGAGUGCUAACUGAUAUGAUGCAAGAUCAUAUACUUCAGAGGAACACAUGUUGUUUAGUAGAGUCCCAGCGUGUGUACAGGCAGAAAAACACGUUUGCAGCUGUGCAAAGCCCAUGCUGUGUAUAUGGAAUUUUCAUGUACUUUUCUUGUAAUAUGGUUGAGCCCAGUUAUAGCAAACCUGGAUAUUUUGAAUGGUAUAUGUUAAAUAAUGAAAAUAUCACAUUGAAGGUCGCAAGUAGCGGAGUAGUAGUAUGCCCAUAUCAAACUCCAUCCAGCAGCGCAUUCAAUAUAUUGAAUGACGCAUAGCACCAUGCUCCUGCAAAUUUGAUUUUCCUUGGAACUUCCAAUUCUCUUGCUCUGCUUCAAGUGACAUCAUUCACUUUCCUUAAUCAGAGGCUUGCUUCAAAGGUGUAAUGCAUCUUGUUAUACUUGCCAUAUGUGUUAUACUCCAGCGGAGGCUGCGUAUGGUGUGGCUGAGUGCAGCCACAUGGGCCCCAUCUUGAAAGUGAUCUGCUGUGGCUCCAGAACCUAAGCGUGCCAAGAGCUGAUAGCUUUUUGUGCGCUGUGUUCUCACUGCUCAGUUCACGUUGAAGCGAGAGGCAACACGAAGGGCAAUUUGCUCGCUCUUGCUGCUCUUCCUCAUGCCAGCAUUCUUACAGCCAGCGUCCGCGGUCAUUGAGUGAGAUGUGUUCAUGCUUGCUCGUGCACGCAAGACACCGUGCUUGUUAAUUUAGUUAGUAAGCGAACAUUUACAAGUUUAUAUGGCCGAUAAAAUUACUAUCCUUGCUCCUAUAGAUGUCUAAUAAUUUGCUAUCACAAUUGAUGCUUGUCCUUUUGGGCAAAACUGCGACUCCCGCGCACUAGCACUCUCCCCAUCCACGAUGGUGCGGAGUUCGAAUUAUCGGUGGCGGUGCGGAUUUCAGUGUGAAUUAGCGGGAUGUGUUACAUAUUGCUUUCAAUGCAUUGCUGGACGGAGCACGGCAGCUACUUCGAAUUAUCUGAAAUUUCGAAUUGACGAGUUGUGAAUUAACGAGCCUUUACUGUAUUCCUUUACCAUAUGUUCAUGCAUUGGCGUAUAGAGAGGGGCGCUCUCCUGCUCCUUGACACAUUCUGGCUGACUGUAUUAAGCUUGCAGCAAGAUGUGUUGACUUGGUUUUAUGACAAUGGGCACAUUUCUAACGUCAUUUAUGAAAAAAAAAAAAAACUUAUGUUAUCGGCGUACAUUGACUUGCGGUGAUGGUGUGCUGUUAACUUAUAGCAGAUGCCCGCUGUAUACAUUGUGUGGUCUACAAUGUUUUUGAUACUGUGUGCGCCUAAGUGAGAUAAUGAUGCAUGUCCUGAAAUAAGGUACCCUGUGUGUGUGUUUCUGUUGUGGUUUCAGAGUUGAAACUCAUUGCUACCAUUUUAUAGUGUGUAUGUCUGCUUAUAAGAAUGCUGCUUUAUGUAGUGCAGCUGGAAUCUGCAAAUAUUGUGCAUGGAAUGGUUUUGAAGACCUAAAUUUCGAAUUCUCCCUAAUGCAAGUAUAGCGUUUAUUGCAGUGUAAAACCUGUUGAUCCCCGCACUUGUGAGGAAUUAAAGAUGUUUUUGCGGGUACAGUUAUAUUUUUUGUACUUGCUUUACAGCCAUGACUUGAUGUUUAUUUAUAUGUUGUAAAUGCUACUGGCUGCAAACUUGAAGUGCAACAUGGUUUUCUAUUUGAAUGUUUGAUGAGCAAACAUGGCGAUGGAAUUAAAGCUGAUAAAUUCAUGAACUAUAUGUGGCUUGUGCUUCUUCUGGCACAGUGUUAUGAUUGCACUAUUGGAAAAAUGUAUGCAGAUUGUGCAAAACUGCAGAAAAUAUUAAACUUGAUUUAAGGAGUGUUC
This is a messenger RNA of Dermacentor albipictus, 10556 nucleotides long. RefSeq names its product superkiller complex helicase subunit twister (gene tst). Gene Ontology annotation, cellular component: Ski complex. Gene Ontology annotation, biological process: nuclear-transcribed mRNA catabolic process, 3'-5' exonucleolytic nonsense-mediated decay. Gene Ontology annotation, molecular function: RNA binding; ATP binding; RNA helicase activity. The record is from RefSeq and is a predicted model, not a curated record. NCBI's taxonomy places the organism in Eukaryota, Metazoa, Arthropoda, Arachnida, Ixodida, Ixodidae.